GUGCGAGUUUGCAAUCGUAACUUCUGUGAUUUUCCAUGAAGAUUAUCGAGGUUCCUUGCCGAAAAAUGAAUCGAAACGAUUCGAAGAUUUUCUCUGGGCUUACCUUGGCGGAUUUACAGCAGUACAGGAAUUUUUUUCCAGGCCCGGAUCAAUUUUACGAGAAAAAUGAAGGUGGAUGCAACACUGGACAUAAUGAUGACUGCAAUGUCAAUAAUGGAAAUCCUUCAGAAACUGGAUUGAAAAGUUUAGGAAAAUUAGAUGAAAGUGGUGGCGAUGUUACAAGCGAUACCCACUCAGAAAACAAUGUUUCGGAUUGUGGUGACAUGGAGCGACCACGAUCAAAUCGAAAAGUUCUGAGACCAUCCAAGAGUGCGAUGAGAAAUGAUCCAUCAUUCCGUGGUGUGACGUUUAAAUUGAAAGCAAACUUAAAGCGAAAAGCAAGGGGACCGGAAUCUCAGCUGGUUAUUGACUCCUUUUUCAGUGUACGGAAACGUCAACGACGACAAAAUGAAAAUUCUCUAUCGAUCGGACGAAUGAGACGGUCGUCAAGUAACAUCGUUGACAGCGGCAGCAGUUGCAGUGGAUCCGAACACGAAACUAAAGUCGCAUAUACGUAUCACCAAACACACCGACCAACGACUGGUAAGCAGUGUGCAUCUUGUAGCACUCGGUCCACGCCAUUAUGGAGGGACGCAGAAGACGGUACACCAUUAUGUAAUGCAUGUGGAAUACGAUACAAGAAGUAUCGUGUACGGUGUUCCUAUUGUUGGCAUAUUCCCAAGAAAGAUGGAAAAUCUUACCCAAACUGUGCAAGAUGUGGCGACUGUCUGCGUCUUUCAGUUAUACCACGUGACCGUGAACAGUCUCCAAUCAGUUAUCAAUAA
Molecule: messenger RNA, 884 nt
Organism: Saccoglossus kowalevskii
Lineage: Eukaryota; Metazoa; Hemichordata; Enteropneusta; Harrimaniidae
Biological process (GO): oocyte development; regulation of transcription by RNA polymerase II; spermatogenesis
Cellular component (GO): nucleus
Molecular function (GO): sequence-specific DNA binding; zinc ion binding
Source: RefSeq, a predicted model, not a curated record